This is a messenger RNA of Neoarius graeffei (lesser salmon catfish), 1807 nucleotides long. It is a transcript of the gene chmp1a, whose product is annotated as charged multivesicular body protein 1A. Gene Ontology annotation, biological process: late endosome to vacuole transport; protein transport; endosome transport via multivesicular body sorting pathway. The transcript has 7 exons. Gene Ontology annotation, cellular component: ESCRT III complex; multivesicular body. Lineage: Eukaryota; Metazoa; Chordata; Actinopteri; Siluriformes; Ariidae. The record is from RefSeq and is a predicted model, not a curated record. The coding region runs from base 102 to 701 and encodes 199 amino acids.
AAAGGUGGAGAAGGCGGAAGUGAGCAGAUUGCGGCUGUGGAUCAGAAAUAAACAAACGCUAAGAUUAACAGUGUUGUAGUUUAUUAUUCACGGACACAGGCAUGGACGAUACACUGUUCCAGUUAAAGUUCACAGCGAAGCAGCUGGAGAGACUGGCGAAGAAAGCUGAGAAGGACUCGAAGGCUGAGCAGGCCAAGGUAAAAAGGUUUGCUCUCCAGCAGAAGAACGUGGACUGUGCACGUGUGUAUGCUGAGAACGCCAUCCGUAAGAAGAAUGAGGGGGUGAACUGGCUGCGUAUGGCGUCACGUGUCGAUGCCGUGGCCUCUAAAGUCCAAACCGCCGUCACCAUGAAGGGGGUGACGAAGAACAUGACCCAGGUGACGAAGGCUCUGGAUAAAGCUUUGAACUCCAUGGACCUGCAGAAGGUAUCUGCCGUCAUGGACAAGUUUGAGAGUCAGGUCCAGAAUCUGGAUGUACACACUUCAGUGAUGGAGGACUCGAUGAGCUCAGCCACCACCUUGACGACGCCGCAGCAGCAGGUGGAUGAUCUGAUUGUGCAGAUUGCGGAGGAGAGCGGGCUGGAGGUGAUGGAUCAGCUCAGUGAGCUUCCCGCAGGAGCCUCCGCCCUUGGGGAGACUUCAGCCAGGACACAGGACAAAGAGGACCAGCUGUCCCGCAGGCUGGCGGCUCUGAGGAACUGAUCAUCACUGUCCUGUUCCUGAAGAGCUGGAAAGAGAACCUGCUGAUGAUUGAGUGAUGAUGAAGAGCGCUCACUGAUGCACUCCACUUCUUAUUCUGGACUUGACAGGAUACUGAUUUAUAUUUUUAAUCCUACAUGCAAGAUGUAAUGAUUAUAUAUAUAUAUAUAUAUAUAUAUAUAUAUAUAUAUACACACACACCUCUCUCACACACACACAGUCAGUACUUUGGGUGUCUGAUAAUCAUAUUACACACACUGCUGAAAACAAUCUCCCAUUGUUUACACACAAACUAAGGAGUGUGUGUGUGUGUGUGUGUGUGUGUGUGAGUGUGGUUUUUUUUUUCUGGAUAUACACUUCCUGUAACAGAAGCAUCCCAAGCCCAUUUUACUUAAGUGUGCACAGUACACACACACACACACACACACACACACAGGUAGGCUGUAAAUUCUGCACACUGAUUAGUUUCCAUGAAUUCCAUUCAGUCUCCAGUAGAGGAGUGUAAGAGGGCAUCGCUGCACACGUUGUUAUUUGUGGUGGAUGAUGUGAGUCCUAUCUGGUGACUUGUCCAGGGUGAACCCCGCCUCUCGCCCACAGUCAGCUGGGAUAGGCUCCAGCUCGCCCGCAACCCUGCACAGGAUAAGCAGCUACAGAUGAUGGAUGGAUGUGAGUCCUGUACCCGCUCUAAUGAACACUACUGAAGUCAUACAGAAUGCAGUUACUGAGCUCUGCCCCUUUUUAUAUAUAUAUACACACACACACACACAGGUGCUGGAUUGUAUUAGUAUUGAAGUUAAAGCUCUUAGUGUUGUUCUGCCUUACUACACCACACACACACACUUCCUCAUCCUGCUCGUUUAUUUUCCUCCUCUUCCUCAGUGCCUGAAUCAGAUAUCAGUGUGUGUAGAGCCCACGCAGCACCGUGGCAUUGUGGGUAUGGAGACCUGUCAUCAGCACAGCUGUGUCUCUCUCUCUCUCUCUCUGUCUGUCUGUAUGUGGUUUUUAUUUGUUUAUUCUGAGGGUUAUUUAUACGCUGCCGCUUUUCUCUUUUGGUUUUGUACAGUUACACAGAUACAGUGUGGGAAUAAAAUGAGACUCUGAUAAUACCA